This is a messenger RNA of Akanthomyces muscarius, 1242 nucleotides long. RefSeq lists its product as uncharacterized. The transcript has 2 exons. NCBI's taxonomy places the organism in Eukaryota, Fungi, Ascomycota, Sordariomycetes, Hypocreales, Cordycipitaceae. The record is from RefSeq and is a predicted model, not a curated record. The coding region runs from base 1 to 1242 and encodes 413 amino acids. Gene Ontology annotation, molecular function: oxidoreductase activity.
AUGUGGUUCCGCACCGCACUCGUCGCAGCUCUGCCGCUGCUCUCUCUUGCUGCACCUGUUUCCAACAGCAACAGCAAUGGCAGCGACGCCCUCCCGCGCACCGACUACGACGCCAUCAUCAUCGGUGGUGGUCCCUCUGGUCUUGCUGCGCUGAGCGGCCUGGCGCGCGUGCGUCGAAACGUCUUGCUCGUCGACUCGGGCGAGUACCGCAACGGCGCCACCCGUCACUUGCACGAUCUGCCCGGAAACGAUGGCCAGCAGCCGGCCUACUAUCGCUGGGUCGCGCGCACGUCCAUCGCCAACUACGGCACCAUCACCAUGACCAACGGCACAAUCACCAAGAUCCAGCCCGAGCGCAACAGCACGUACUUCACCGUCACCGGCAACUACACCGGCGGUCACGAAAUCACCUACACGGCCCGCAAGGUCAUCCUCGGCACCGGCGUCAAGGACAUCAUCCCCGGCACGCCGGGCCUGCAGGAGAACUUCGGCAAGGGCAUCUACUGGUGCCCCUGGUGCGACGGCCACGAGCACGCCGACCAGGCCCUCGGCAUCGUCGGCCCCGUGACCUCGGCCGCCAGCACCCUGCGCGAGGUGACGACGCUCAACACCGACGUCGUCGCCUUCACCAACGGCACCGCCGCCAACCAGACGCAGCUGGACGCGACGGAGAAGAGCUUCCCGCAGUGGCGCGACUACAUGAAGGCAAAGGGCGCGACCGUCGACGACCGCGUCCUCACGUCGAUUGAGCGCCUGCGCGACGGCGGCGACCCCUCGGCCGACCCGAGCCUGCCCACGCACCCGGAGCACGACCUCUUCCGCGUGCACUUUGCCACCGGCGAGCCUGUCCUGCGCAACGCCUUCGUCAUCAACGUGCCCACCGACCAGGCGUCCUCGCUGCCCGAGGACAUUGGCGCCAAGAUUGUCGGCGGCAAGGUCGACGUCGACCAGACAAAGGGCCUCGUCACGAGCGUGCCGGGCGUCUACGCCAUUGGCGACGCCAACAACGCCGGCGCCACCAACAUCCCCUUUGCCCUCUUCAGCGGCAAGCGCACCGCCGUGUACCUGCACGUGCAGCUCGAGCGCGAGAAUUCGGCGGCGCUGAUUGCCAGUCUGAACGGCACCAGCAGUGAGAGCAGCGGCAUCAGCGGUCGCAGCUUGCACGAGGAGGCGCGCGCCGUGUGGGACGAGAUGAACGGCCGCCCGGGCGACGUCUUGUACGCGGGCGAGUUUGACCAGUAG